UAGAAUGAUAUCAUAUCAUGAGCUUUGUCGUGGGAAAAACAACUUCUGUGAAAGCAACUUGCUUGGAAUUGGAGGUUUUGGCUCUGUUUACAAAGGGGUACUAUUUGAUGGGACCAUUGUUGUUAUCAAAGUUCUAAACUUGCAAUUGGAGGGUGUUUUGAGAAGUUUUGAUGUUGAAUGCAAAGUGUUAAGGGCAAUCCAACAUAGGAAUCUAGUUAAAGUCAUUAGUACAUGCUCCAACCCCGAGUUUAGAGCUUUGGUACUACAAUACAUGUCAAAUGGUAGUCUCAAAAAGUGGUUAUACUCUCACAACUAUUGCUUGAAUCUUGUUCAAAGAGUAAGCAUUAUGGUUGAUGUUGCAUUAGCAUUGGAUUAUCUCCACAACGGUCAAUCAAAAUCCAUGGUGCAUUGUGAUUUGAAGCCUAGCAAUAUCAUAUUGGAUGAGGACAUGGUUGCGCAUGUUGGUGACUUUGGCAUUGCAAAGAUUUUAGUUGAAAAAAAUGACGCAACCCAUACCAAAACCAUCGGUAUAGUUGGCUACAUUGCACCAGGAGAUACUUACUUAUCACUGGAUGAUCCAGGUGCUUUGGCUCAAGAAUGGUCUAAUUUCAUGAGUAAUAAGAUUUAUGAAGAACAGAAAGAAUUAGAUAGAGGUUUUCAUUUAUAUGGCUACACCGACAGAAUAGCUGUGUAUGGCCCAAAACCUUCAGCAGGAAGGAUCAUUGGGAAAAGAAGGAUUGUUAAAGACCCCAGAUUGAUGACAGCCAAGGAUCAUGUUCCUGUUUUCGUUCCUAUUUCAUACUGUGCCCUAUGUAAUGAUUAUGGAGUGCUCCACGAGCAUGAGCAAUAUGAGGAUAACACUGAUCCGCUAGAUUAUGAUAACUACGCGGAUACAGAUUGA
Messenger RNA from Quercus lobata, 901 nucleotides. Its product is annotated as receptor kinase-like protein Xa21. Gene Ontology annotation, molecular function: ATP binding; protein kinase activity. Lineage: Eukaryota; Viridiplantae; Streptophyta; Magnoliopsida; Fagales; Fagaceae. Bases 5 to 901 code for a protein of 298 amino acids. The transcript is spliced from 2 exons. The record is from RefSeq and is a predicted model, not a curated record. Gene Ontology annotation, biological process: protein phosphorylation.